GAUGUUCUUUUUAAUCCUUCAUAUGGCGGUAAGUAUUUCUCCUUCACAAUCACAAGUAAAGGUGUGAACUUAUUCUAUCCCAAGAUUCCAGAGGACUUUGCAGCCAUUGACAUCUCAAGCAACAGAUUCGAAGGGAAGGUUCCUGAAUUCAUUGGGGCCCUGACGGGGCUUCGUUGGCUCAAUAUGUCCAACAACAUUCUCACUGGUUUGAUCCCCUCAUCCUUGGGAAAAUUAAAGUUGCUUGAAUCGUUGGACCUUUCACAGAACAAACUCUCAGGGCAGAUCCCUCGACAACUGACACAGAUUACAUUCCUUGCAAAAUUCGAUGUCUCUCACAACAAUCUCAGUGGUCCUAUUCCUCGUGGAAGCCAGUUUGCUACAUUUGAGAGUACUUCAUAUGAAGGAAACCUGGGGUUGUGUGGAGAUCCAUUGCCAAAGAAAUGUGGCAAUGAAGCUCCUCAAUUGCUACCUUCAACAGAAGAAGAAAAUGGUUCUGAUUUUGGAAAUGAAUUGGAUUGGAUAUUUGUUCUGGCAGGAUCUGUGUGUGGGUUGCUAGUUGGAAGGGUUCUUGCAGUCGUCCUCAUCACAAGGAAGCGUGAGUAUUUCCUUGAGAUUGUGGGGAUACUGACCAGACUAAUGAAAAAGAAAAGUGAGAAGAGGACUCGGAGAAAUUGAGCUUAUUUGUUUGCCUAAUGCAUCUACCCAUUCUUUCUGUUUUUCCCCAUGUGUGUUUGUGUUUCUUUCUUUCUCCUCCCUACACUUGCUCACGCGGUAUCUUCUCCUCUGUAAUAAGCUUAUUUAGAGUGUGUACGUUGAGUUCAAGUACGUAAAGUUCAGUUGCUUGUUCAUCUCAUUCAGGCU
This is a messenger RNA of Rosa rugosa (rugosa rose), 861 nucleotides long. Its product is annotated as receptor-like protein 9DC3. The coding region runs from base 184 to 675 and encodes 163 amino acids. The record is from RefSeq and is a predicted model, not a curated record. Lineage: Eukaryota; Viridiplantae; Streptophyta; Magnoliopsida; Rosales; Rosaceae. The transcript has a single exon. Gene Ontology annotation, molecular function: protein binding.